AUGGACAGACCUCGUGCCGAAAUCGACGCUAAGCAGACCCUGACACGGCCCCCGGAGCUGUGCCCGGACCCCUACAAGGACGAGGUCCGCCUGGUCCUUGCCCGGCAUCAAGUCCCGUGGCUAGUCCUCUUUGUCAUGGGGAAACAGGGAUUUGUCACGGCCCAGGACUGGGCAGGCCAGAAUGGCUAUGCUGAGCACACUUGCGUCCUCACAGCGAUCCGCCUGGAGAACGCGGUCGAACAGUUCAAGCUCCUCAAGAAAAUGAAGCUUGCCGAGGUGGACAUUCACUCGGCUGAGGACUACAAAGCGAUGAUUGGCAGAGGGGUUGUGGCAGACCACCCCAAGGAUGGUGAACUGAAGUUCCAGAAGCGUCAAAGCAAGGAGGACGAGGAGUGGAUCCAUGAGGAAUCCAACCGCGACUUCUACAACUUCCUCUUCGGGGACACCAUCAUGAACCGGGUGGCCCUGAGCAUGGCCAAGGAUGAGACUCUGACCAUCUCGGCUGCCCCCAAGGAAAUCCAGAAUAACUCGCGGUUGUGGUCGAUGGAGAUCGACGAGUUCUGCCUUCGUCGCCACCACUCCUUCCAGCCCAAAGGCCCCAAGAAAGGCAAGGGCAAGGGCAAGGACAAGGACAAGGGCAAGGUCUUCCAGCAGUGGGACUACUGGAAAGGGAAAGGCAAGAGGCCUGGAAAAGGCAAGGGCGACUCGUUCAAGUACCAGGGCAAGUCGAAGAAGGAAGAUUGGCGUUGGGCCGCGCGCCCGGAGGAGGCGGCCGAGCAACCCCCUCCACCGCCGGCUACAUCCUUUCGCGCCAAGGCAUCGCACCAUGAGUGGGCGCCCAAAGGGUCGGACGGCAAGGAGUUCUGCAAGAAGUACCAUGCCUUCAACCGGGUUGUGGAGGGGCGAGGGGCCGUCUCUUUCCUCCCACCCAGUGGCGUGGUGGCAAGCUCGGGCCCUCGAUUCCCUACGGCCACCGGACGGGCGCCCGCCUCGGACAAGAGGGCUUUGGGCGAAUCUGCACAGAAUGGGGAUGACUCUUGGAGCACCAAGGCCGCGAUCACACAAGUGGCCCCGUUCCUGGGGGACUUGGUACACCGCUUUGACCAGUGUAUGCUGGGGUGCACGCAUCCGAACCACCCCGUCUGGUGGUCCAGCUCAGAUCUGGCCCGUUGGGGGUGGCAAAGCAACCUGGAAUUGGCCACGGCCCUGUUGUCUUUCUUUUCCACAUCCGGGGACACGGAUGGUUGGGACACCGUUCUCGCCCAUUCAGGGAUGGUGGUGGAAAGCCAUUCCCUGCGAGACACUCACCUCGGGGACGGUUGCCACAGGCGCGGGGCUGCCUCUGGGCAGACCAGUGGGUUGAAGGCCUCCGCCAAGAACUGGCCAAACGCCUUUCUUCCCGGCUCCAACGACCCGUUUCAGCCGAGGUGCCUCCUGGGCAGCCGUUUGCGUUGGACAUCCUUCCAGGCUUUGGUGAACUGGCGGAGGACCCGGACCGGGACUUCCUCCAUCACCUGCAUGAAGGCGUACCUCUCGGAGUUGACAGCCCAACGCUUCCGGACCCGAACAUAUGGCCAUCCAAGCAGUGCAGAGGUCUUCGAGGACACCAUCGAGAAAACUUUCAUGGAAGAGUUAACCGUUGGUUGGGUUACAUGGUUGACAUCUCAGAAGGCUCCGUGGCUCGCGGAAGAGAAGAUGACCGUCCUCCGCCCGGCCCUGUCGAGAUUGGAAUCAGGGGAACUACACACCAGGAAGGAAAUCACCUCGUUACUGGGCAAGUUGCAGUGGGUGGCUAAAGCCUACCCUCAGGUGAGCUCCCACCUCCAGCCGCUCUAUGCAUGGGAACAGAAACUGGAACGGAAGUGCAAGCCGGGAGACCUUGUACGUUUCCUGGCAACUCUGCUCAUCUCCAUCCUGGAUGCUGGUCCCUGUGUUCCUCUCCGUCUACAGCGCAACACUCCAUGCUAUGGGAGUAGUGAUGCCGGUGAGGACGAUGGCCGGGUGGCAAUUGGUGGCUGGUUCUCGCCCUCUCUGAACCCGACUAAGGCGGAGGUCCUGUGGUUCUCCAUGGACGUCCUUACUACACCAUGGGUGCAGCCCUUCCUGGCGCACACUUCUCCUAAGCGCCGGAUUGGGGCCCUUGAACUCCUGGGUACCCUCAUUCUUUUCCUUUUGGCUGCGGAGUCCUUGGGACCCAGCAUGGUUGAUGCGCACCUUCCUCUUACUACAGACAAUGAGGGUAAUGCCUUUUCUGCCAGCAAGAGAUCUUCAAAGAAGUGGCCUUGCUCGGCGCUUUUGAUGGAGCUCUCAGCACAGGAGUUCCACAAGGGUGUCUUUGCCCAGGUCACCCAUGUUAAGCGGAGCUCAAACACGUGGGCAGAUCAGCUCACACACUUUGAUUUCGAAGGUACGGUUGCCUCAGGUGCCGAUUACCUGUGCUUUGUGACUGUACGUCUCUGCGGGACCUUUUCACUCUCGGGCUCCCGGGAGGGGUGGCGUAUUUCCGACCGGUCUUCGGACCUGUCUGAGCUAUGCCUGCCCCGGGUCCCUCGGAGUUUUGAUCUGAUCUGCCACUUCUCGGACCUCGUCGGAUUCGGGGAAAAAGUGCGUGUGUACACAGAGGGGAGCUUGGCCAGAGCUCAGGCGGCUGGGGACCAGGAGCGUCUGCUCGAGGUCGCGUGCGUGCUUGCCGAACGCAUGUCGGCGGACGCACUCCGGGACUUCUUGAAAAGCCUCCAAGGCCACCGCUUCCAAGAGGAGCAGUUUCAGGCCAUGCUACAGAAAGUUCCUGCUGAUCGUGACGGCAUGUUGAACUGCAGCUCCGUGGUAAGUCACCUUCGCGAUCGAGCGAGCCAAGAGGAGGCCCAGCGGAAGGAGCGCAUCGAGGAGAUGGAGACGGCCCUGUCGUCCAUGGCUUCGCUGCAGGCGCAGCAGGAGGCGCAGCUCGCCAAAGCGAAGCAGCUCUUCCGGACCCUGCUCCAGGACGAGAAGGCAGAAGUGACUGAGAAACCCAUCGCGGAGACGAGCGUGCCGCCUACUACGACCACCACCUCCAUCACCACCACGAGGGGGCGGCCUCCGGCCAUCUCCUUGCGAGAAGCUGCCUAUGAAGGCGACGUGGCGGCCCUCACGCAGCACCUCCAGGCUGGGUCCGAUUUGAAUGCGGCGGACUCUGACGGAUGGACCGCAGCGCACGUGGCCGCGUAUCACGGCCGCGUCGAGGUGCUGAAGUUCCUCCACCAGGCAGGCGCCAACCUGAACGUGAUGACCAACUAUGGUGCCACGCCGGCCUUUAUGGCAGCCAAUGAGUGGAAAGCAGAAGCGCUGGAGGCACUCGCCAAGGCGGGGGCCGACCUGCAGAAGGCGAACCGAGAUGGACGGACCCCGACGCACGCUGCCGCUUGGAACGGCCGCGUGGACGCCCUGCGGGUCCUCAUCCAGGCCGGUGUCGACCUCAACGUCCAAGACAAUCACGGAAACACGCCGGCCGACGAUGCUGCCAAGCAGGACCAUCCAGAGGCACUGAAGCUUCUCCUCGAGGCCGGGGGCAAACGCAACAAAGCCUGA
This is a messenger RNA of Symbiodinium sp. CCMP2592, 3567 nucleotides long. NCBI's taxonomy places the organism in Eukaryota, Dinophyceae, Suessiales, Symbiodiniaceae. The record is from the annotation of a GenBank genome assembly.